CUCCACCCCUGACACCAUGACCCGCUGCUGCUCCCCUUGCUGCCAGCCUACGUGCUGCAGGACCACCUGCUGCAGGACCACCUGCUGGGAGCCCACCUGUGUGACCAGCUGCAGCAGCACACCCUGCUGCCAGCCCUCCUGCUGUGUGUCCAGCUGCUGCCAGCCUUGCUGCCGUCCAACUUGUUGUCAAAACACCUGCUGCAGGACCACCUGCUGGAAGCCCACCUGUGUGACCAGCUGCUGCCAGCCCACCUGUGUGACCAGCUGUUGCCAGCCUUCCUGCUGCAGCACACCCUGCUGCCAGCCCACCUGCUGCGGGUCCAGCUGCUGUGGCCAAACCAGCUGUGGGUCCAGCUGUGGCCAGACCAGCUCCUGUGCACCUGUCUGUGGAUCCAGCUGCUGCCAGCCCUGCUGCCGCCCAGCCUGCUGUGAGACCACCUGCUGCAGGACCACCUGCUGCCAGCCCACCUGUGUGUCCAGCUGCUGCCAGCCUUGCUGCUGCCCAACUUGCUGUCAAAACACCUGCUGCAGGACCACCUGCUGCCAGCCCACCUGUGUCACCCCCUGCUGCCAGCCCACCUGUGUGACCACCUGCUGCCAGCCCACCUGUGUGACCAGCUGCUGCUAGCCUUCCUGCUGCAGCACAUCCUGCUGCGGGUCCAGGUGCUACCAGCCCACCUGUGGGUCCAACUGCUGCCAGUCUUGCUGCCACCCAACAUGCUGUCAAACCACUUGUAGAACCACCUGCUGCCAGCCCACCUGCUGCCAACCAUCCUGUGUGACCAGCUGCUGCAGCACACCCUGUUGCCAGCCAACCUGCAGUGGGUCCAGCUGCUGUAGCCAAAUCUGCAAUGAGUCCAGCUAAGCUUUUCUGAGAAACAACAUUCUGACACAGAACUUUGUGACCAUCUUCUUCCUACCAUGCUUGGGAUUCUACUGAAGGUAUACAGUCUACUUUUCUUUAAUUUUAUUCUUCUUUAUUUCCCCUGGAUUAAUGUACCAGAUGGUGGUCAGUCAGCUCCACCUAAUUGACAUGGAUACAUGGUCUCAGCCUCAGGAAGUGAUCAUCAGCUUUUGCCCCUGUGGAACUUAAAAAAAAUUCUUAUGACUGCAUAUAAAACUCUCUAUAAUGAUCAUCCUUUUAGAUAUAUGCAUUUUAUUUAGUAACUUCUGCCAGAUUACUAAACUCUUUUGUGAUCGCUUUUAAUUGUCUCCCUACCUAGU
Messenger RNA from Sapajus apella (tufted capuchin), 1224 nucleotides. Its product is annotated as keratin-associated protein 9-7. Lineage: Eukaryota; Metazoa; Chordata; Mammalia; Primates; Cebidae. Gene Ontology annotation, cellular component: keratin filament. The record is from RefSeq and is a predicted model, not a curated record. The transcript is spliced from 2 exons.